AUGUUUCUCCUUUGGCUAUUUUGUGCUUUACCCAUGACAAUAGUCUCUGGGUUAAGCGGUAGUUUAUAUUUAUUUGCUAAUGAAUCCGUAGAUUCUCCUGUUGUCACUACGACAUCGGGUAAAUUCGCUGGCUUUACUAUUCGACAGACAAAUGUUUGGGUUGGAAUUCCUUUUGCUGCUCCACCUGUUGGCGCAUUACGAUGGCAAAAGGCUCAACCAUAUGUUGUGACUGAUAGCCAAAACGACGCAAUACGAAAUGCAACUUAUUACAGUCCGUUUUGCCCACAAAUUGAUCGGGGAGGCGAUACUUCAGGCCCAUUUAAUGAGGAUUGCUUAUAUCUAAAUGUCUGGUCACCUACCGCACCAUCAACUAAACCAAACGGUUAUCCUGUGAUGAUAUGGAUUCAUGGUGGAGGAUUUAAAGAAGGAAGCGCCACGCUAGUAAUCUACGAUGGACUUAGUUGGACGAAUGCCGCUAUACAAGAAAAUAACCCAUUUAUUAUGGUUAGUAUGAACUAUCGACUGAAUGUGAUGGGAUUUUUUGCUCAAUCGAGCUUAUUAGAUGAGAAUGGACAGACUAUUGGAAAUCAAGGUAUUACUGAUCAACGUAUGGCAAUGAAAUGGGUUCGCGAUAAUAUUGCACAAUUUGGAGGCGAUAAAAAUUAUAUUACUCUUAUGGGUGAAUCGGCAGGAUCUCAAUCAGUUUGUAUACAUUUGAUAUCACCAUUGUCGGCUGGGUUAUUCCAUGCUAGUAUAAUGCAAAGCGGACCGUGUGAUGCUGUAAGUAUGUUGCGUGAUAAAUCAUUUGCAUAUUCAACAGCAAAUAAUCUUGCAUUAUCUUUUGGCUGUAAUAUGACUAACUCAAGUCAACAACUAGAUUGUUUACGAACUGUUAGCAGUACUCGACUAGUAGCUGCUAUAGGCAACGUGUCUAUUCCACUGUCGACAUCAUUAGCAUUCAAAGAUCAAGAGAAAAUUGGGGAAGCUUUUCCAUUUGGCUUGAUCGUUGAUGGAGUGGAAAUACCUGUUCAUCCACUUCAAGCUUUUUUGACGGGACAAGUCAAUCAGGUACCUACAUUAACAGGAGCAAAUCGCGAUGAACUUCUUUUACGUGCUUUGUAUCAAGAAUAUUUUUAUCCACCGACCAGCACUGAAGAUUACUUAACUCGCAUUCUUCCAAUUGCAGGGUAUAAUAAUCAUGAUAUUAAGACAUUGUAUGCUCCAAGUCAAUUCAAUGGUAAUUAUUCGCAAGCGUUUGUGGCCUUAUUUUCUGAAGGUAUCUUUGUCUGCAGUGCUCGUCGAAUGGCGGGAUAUAUGACUGAACAGCCGACAUAUUUAUACACAUUCACUCAUGCACCAGAGUCCUUUUUUUUGACACAACCAGCCUUAAUCAUGUGGCCUGGCGCAUAUCAUGGAGCCGAAAUAUUUAGUUUGUUUCAAACAGUAGCUGCUACAUUUUAUGGAAAUAUGAUUUUCAACGCCGAUGAAAUACCCUUGGCUACAUCUCUUCGUCGAUAUUGGACAAAUAUGAUUACAAAACAUCAGCCUAACGAUAAUAUUAGUUUCACAUGGCCUCAGUAUUCGUCUACCACUGAUCGGGUUUUAGUGCUCAAUAAAAAGACGACUAUUACAUCCUUCAUUGAAAUGUAUCCGAACUGCGACCUUAUAUCAGAUGUACAAGCCAAAGUUUACGGCGAAUAUCUUGGCUUCAAUGCUACGUGUACGGUAGGAAACAAAUGCUUUAUUGUUGAUUCCACCACAACCACUAGACAAACAUCUACUAGCAAUAAUCUACGUUGCUUUAUGUUAUCUCCAGCGGAAUAUAAUAAAAUCGCAUGGCAACUAGAAAAUAUAACAGCAAUAGUUACAGGUAGACCGCGACAAAACCUUCUCAAUAAAUUAAAAAAGAAACUUUAUGAACAUGAAUUUGCAUCUCGUUUUCCGCCAUUUCAACUCUAUCAUUAUCGACAAUAUUUGAUUAGUUAUAACACCAGCGAACAAAUAUUACAACAUCUUAUUGAAGCUGUAAAAAAUUCAGCAUCGUUUACUUUAGAUACAGAAUCAGUGUGUAUUCCCUACCGAUAA
Rotaria socialis is the source of this 2085-nucleotide messenger RNA. The record is from the annotation of a GenBank genome assembly. Lineage: Eukaryota; Metazoa; Rotifera; Eurotatoria; Philodinida; Philodinidae.